Molecule: messenger RNA, 2077 nt
Organism: Ziziphus jujuba (common jujube)
Lineage: Eukaryota; Viridiplantae; Streptophyta; Magnoliopsida; Rosales; Rhamnaceae
Product: galactoside 2-alpha-L-fucosyltransferase
Exons: 2
Coding region: 210-1976 (588 amino acids)
Biological process (GO): cell wall biogenesis; xyloglucan biosynthetic process
Cellular component (GO): membrane; Golgi apparatus
Molecular function (GO): galactoside 2-alpha-L-fucosyltransferase activity
Source: RefSeq, a predicted model, not a curated record
AUCGUCUCUGUAAAAUCUUUGCUCAAAAACCUUUGAACCCAGAGACGGUCUAACCCAGUUCUGGGCACUGGACACACACGAAACCGCUCUUGUUUUUGUUUGUUUGUUUUUUUUAUUUUUUGGCAACACGCCUAAAACUUCCACACAUUUUGCGCAAAUUGUUCCUGAACUGGUUUUUUCUGUAAUACCCAGAUGAGGAUUUCAUCACAAUGAAGAGGUUGAAGAAGAAUACCUAUGAUUAUGACACGGAAAGUCUUUCUGACUUCGCUGCCCACUUUGUUCUGAGGGAUCCAGAUAGGAAACUGAGGUUGAGUGUGAUGAGGAUCAUGGGGAUCUUUGUGGUUUGCCUGAUGGUGUUUUCAGUACUGUUCUCAGUUUCUGUUGUUCUUAAAGACCCACCUUCUGAUGGUGUCUUGGAUGCUUCAGAAACUAGUGUUCUCCACUUGAAACCUGAUAAAGUCAUAAGUUCAGAAGAUCAUCCCUCUGGUUCUGUUGAUGUGCAAAAGGAUAAACUGUUCAGUGGCCUUCUUGGAACUGGGUCGAUUAAUGUGCCGAAGGAUAAACUGCUUGGUGGCCUUCUUGCUGCUGGAUUUGAUGAAGGCUCUUGUCUUAGCAGGUACCAGUCAGCUUCAUAUCGCAAAGAAACAUCAUACAAACCUUCUUCUUACCUUGUAUCCAGGUUAAGAAAUUAUGAGGCUCUGCACAAACGAUGUGGACCUUAUACUAAGUCUUAUAACAAAACCAUCGAAAUUCUCAAGUCCGGCCAUUACACUGGUGCCUCAGAUUGCAACUAUGUUGUAUGGAUUUCCUAUAGUGGAUUAGGAAAUAGGAUAUUAACUCUAGCUUCUGCAUUUCUUUAUGCUCUCCUUACAAAUCGGGUUCUACUUGUUGACCCUGGAGUUGACAUGCCGGAUCUUUUCUGUGAACCAUUUCCAGAAGCCUCUUGGUUUCUUCCUUCAGAUUUCAACCUAAAAAGUCAGUUUGCCAGCUUGGACCAAAAAUCUCCUCACUGUUAUGGGAAGAUGCUGAAGAAUAACAGCUUUUCCAUUCAAGAUGAACAUGCACCGACUUUUCUUUACCUCCAUCUUGUCCAUGACUAUGAUGAUCAGGAUAAGCUUUUCUUUUGCGACCAAGAUCAAACCUUCCUUCAAAAGAUACCUUGGUUGAUCAUGAAAACAGAUAAUUACUUUGUUCCAUCUCUCUUCUUGAUCCCUUCUUUUGAGCAAGAACUGAGCUAUCUCUUCCCAAAUAAGGAUACGGUCUUCCACUUUUUGGGUCGAUAUCUUUUACACCCCUCAAAUACGGUAUGGGGACUAAUUACCAGAUAUUAUAAAGCUUACUUAGCUAAUGCAGAUGAAAGAAUGGGCAUCCAGAUCAGGGUCUUUGAUACUGGGACUGGUCCAUUCCAACAUGUGUUGGAUCAGAUCUUGGCUUGUACCAUUAAGGAGAAUCUGCUGCCAGAAAUUAACAAGCAGGAAUCCUUCAGCAGUCCAUCUGGUCCUUUGAAAUCUAAAGCUGUGCUGAUGACAUCCUUAUCCUCUGGGUAUUUUGAGAAGGUACGAGACAUGUAUUGGGAGUAUCCAACUGUAAGAGGGGAAGUGAUUGGAAUUUUCCAGCCAAGUCACGAGGAGUAUCAACAAACCGAGAAGCAAAUGCACAACCAGAAGGCAUUGGCGGAAAUGUAUCUACUGAGUUUGACCGAUGUGUUGGUCACUAGCUCAUGGUCUACCUUUGGCUACGUAGCUCAGAGUCUUGGUGGAUUGAAGCCAUGGAUACUCUACAAACCGGAGAAUCGAACAGCCCCUGAUCCUCCUUGCCGACGAGCAAUGUCAAUGGAGCCUUGCUUCCAUGCACCUCCCUUCUAUGACUGCAAGGCUAAAAGAGGAACUGAUACAGGAGCCUUGGUUCCUCAUGUGAGGCAUUGUGAGGACAUGAGCUGGGGUCUUAAGUUGGUUGAUCAUUACGACGAGUUGUAAGCUUUGUAUGUUUCUUUGUUGUAUCUUUUAUAUCCUGAAUAAUGUUACAUUUUUGUGUGUACAAAUGAAAUCAGAAAUAGUUCACUUUUAUCUUUCUUCUA